UGCCGCGCCAACAGAGAAAGAAACUGUGAAGAAAAAAAAUUGGAUGGCACACAGAUACAACAACAACAGCUUCAAUUCCAAUCUUGGUUAAAAAGCUGCUUUAAGAUGCGCAGCCUCACUCUGGGUCUCAGAUCCUCUUCUCUUCCUUUCAUCUGCAACUCCUCCUUCAGGCUCUGCAGGCGAUUCCAUUUCCUCAAGCCAUGUUCUUCUCUCAAGCAGACGAAGAAGAAGAAGCAGCAACAGUCUCUUCGCCCUCCGUCCACCGCUCCACCUCCCCAGAGUCUCCGGUGGUUCUUCAAUCCCAAAUCCAGUGACGACGACAACGACGACGAUGCUAAAUCCUCCGCGGCUGAGAGCGAUGACGAUGGCGGAUCGGAAGGGGAUGCUGCUAUCAAGGGCACGAUUUUGGCCGGCGUUUUGUUGAUUGGUUCUGUUGGUGGAUUCGCCGGCGUUGGCUACGUCUACAGAGACCAGAUCAAUACGUUUCUCACUCAGUUCUCAACUCUAAUCGAAGGUUAUGGUCCGGCUGGGUAUGCACUGUUCAUUGCCGUGUAUGCUGGUCUUGAGAUACUAGCCAUUCCGGCUCUCCCACUGACGAUGUCGGCUGGUCUUCUCUUCGGUUCUGUUGUUGGCACUAUCAUAGUUUCUAUCAGUGGAACAAUGGCUGCUAGUGUUGCUUUCCUAAUUGCCAGAUACUUUGCCCGAGAGCGCAUCCUUAAGUUAGUUGAAGGCAACAAGAAGUUCCUCGCCAUUGAUAAAGCGAUUGGUGAAAAUGGGUUUAGGGUUGUUACUCUCCUUCGGCUAAGCCCUCUGCUUCCUUUCUCUCUUGGAAAUUACCUUUACGGGUUAACAUCUGUGAAGUUUGUGCCUUACGUGUUUGGAAGCUGGUUGGGUAUGCUUCCAGGAUCUUGGGCUUAUGUCAGCGCUGGCGCUUUUGGACGAGCAAUUAUUCAAGAAGAAUCUAAUGUUGGCUUGCCUGGAGGAAACGGCCAGCUUUUAACACUCGGGUUGGGUCUGUUGGUAACUGCAUUGGCUGCAACAUAUGUGACACGCCUUGCAAAGGAUGCUAUAAAAGAUAUUGAUGAUGAUAAGUAGAGAACUGCAAACUAAGAAAAUGAAACAGGCCAGUGAUUGGAUUUGGAUCCAUUGGGUAAAGAUUAAACACUCUAGGACUUGUAAGGAGAACAAUGUACCAAAGUUGAAUGUUUAUCUAGGAUGACAUUAAUAUUGCCUUCUUAUUGUUCAUAGUUGAUAAUAUAAUAUUUUUUCUCGACAAAAAGAAACAAGAAUAUGC
Messenger RNA from Eutrema salsugineum, 1294 nucleotides. Its product is annotated as TVP38/TMEM64 family membrane protein slr0305. The coding region runs from base 106 to 1095 and encodes 329 amino acids. The transcript is spliced from 7 exons. Lineage: Eukaryota; Viridiplantae; Streptophyta; Magnoliopsida; Brassicales; Brassicaceae. The record is from RefSeq and is a predicted model, not a curated record.